Messenger RNA from Chara braunii, 3496 nucleotides. The record is from the annotation of a GenBank genome assembly. NCBI's taxonomy places the organism in Eukaryota, Viridiplantae, Streptophyta, Charophyceae, Charales, Characeae.
CCAAAAGUUGGGGCAACUUAUUCCCAGGCUUCUAGCUCGGGAAACACGUGAGGCCAGUGGAAGUAAUAGCUGCUUCUACUCAAGAUGAAGUAGGAAUGAUACCCUCCCAACUUCAUGACAAGACCAAGGCUAAUGACCCCUUAGUCACCCCGCAGACACAACUAGACCAAACUAUGCUCUGUACGUUAGAUGUGUCUAAAGCCUUAGAGGACUUGGAGAGUGAGUGGUCAAACAAGGACCCUCGCGAGUCCUGGGUGGCACUAAGGAAAGGUCCUAGAGGGGAACAUUUCGUGGUGGAAGUCGAUGUGGGAGGCCGCAAAUGUGGUGCCUUCAUAGACAUUGGCUCCACGCGGAAUUACAUAAGUCGCGACUGUUUGGAAAGGCUGCACCUACAGGACCGGGUACGGCACCUUAGUAGACCCGUAGCAUCUACUUUGGCCAACAAGGAGCGCAUGAUUGUAACAGACUACAUCAAGGACGUAGUCUGUACCUUCUCCUAUGGAGGAGGUGAGCUUAACCAUAAGAUCUCGUUCUUGGUUAGCRACGACUURYCAUUCGAUAUGUUGUUAGGCAUGUACUACCUCGAAGUUGCCGAGCCCCAGUUCGACUGGGAUAAGAAGGUGCUCAAAUACAAGUUGCCCGAUGGCCGAACUGUCAGAUUGACUAAGUUCAAGGCCAAUAGUAUUGCAGAUACCUAUGGCUGCUUGUGCGCAUCAGCAUUCUAUAACUAUUACAAGCAAAACCAAGAGGAGGGUAUGACAGAAUACGUCAUCAAGUUGUUCAAGGACAACUGGGUAAGGGACUUUGGGUUACCAAAGACCAUCAUUAGUGACCGAGACGUCCGAUUCACAGGUGAGCUGUGGAAGAAGACUGCAGAACAGAUGGGCAGUCAACUUCAGAUGACUUCAUGGAAUCAUCCCGAAGCCAAUGGACAGGCCGAACAAAUGAAUAGAGUUGUACAACACUUGCUGAGGCAUUACAUCAAGCCCAGCCAGGACGACUGGGAUGAGCAGUUACCUCUCAUCGCCAGCCUGUACAACAAUGCUAUACAUAGCAAUACCGGCGUUAGUCCUAACCAACUGCACUUAGGAUGGAAGCCUAGAUCAGCAUUAGACUUCCUCCUACCUGAAAACCGACCUGCUGCAACUCCAGGCACUCUCGAAUACGGGGUGCAAUAUGAGAAGUUGCUGCAAGAGGCUGUUGAACAUAUGAAGAAGGCUCAACAAGCCAUGAUUGCUUCUGAGAAUCAACAUCGCAGGCAGUCCACAUUUCAGGUAGGGGAAUGUGUCUGGGUCAAGGCUAGUGAAUUAGGACAAGAAUUUGGAAUAUCUCGCAAACUAAUGCCUCAGUACUUUGGUCCCUGGGAAGUCUUGGAUGUAGUGGGAGAUGAAAUGGAUGGUCCUAUGUACGUCAUUCGUGUCCCUGGUCAUCUACGCACUCACCUAGUCUUUCAUGCCUCAAAUCUUGCACCUUUCGCUGAGACUGAUCAAUUCCCUUCCAGGAGAUCGAUGCUGCCCCCAACCAUGGAUGGACAAGUCGACAUCGACGAUAUUGUGGAUCAUUGGGAUAUGCCUGUUCCGAAGCCGGUGGGUCGAGGAAGACCUCCUAAACCCAAGAGGGAGUACCGGAUCAGAUUCAGGCAUCAUACGGAUCCUAAAGAAGAUCGGUGGCUUACCCGGGAGGAACUGAUGGAAACAACUCCUCAGGUGGUGGCAGAUUAUGAACGGAAGCUAAAAGGGAAGGCACCUGCGAAGACGAGUCCUCGAAAUUCUGACGGGACCACGCCCAAGAAAGCGAAAGUCUCGGACGCACGCCGUAAGCUGGCAGAAGUAGAAAAGCGAACCGCAGAAUAUAAGGCAAGGCUUAUUGAAGAGAUGAUGGCAGGGAACGAAGGAGACCUUCUGGGGGAAGGGUCACGAGAAGAACACAGGGCCAGUCAGGGCGAAGUCAGGCACGGAGGGAAGGAAAAUAGCCAUAGGGGAACACCCAACAAGAAGGGGAAGGAAAAGGGGGACUUCCCGGCCGUAGAAGCGGACAAGGCUACGACUGCACCUGCUAUAGACAGUGGUGCUAGCCGUUUGCCCGCCACGCCGAAAGUGACCAAGGGGUGCGACGGACUUUGGAGUCUCAGAGAAAGGGGGUUAGGAUGGUUUGAUCCGGAGGGUAUGCCAAAGGCCGGGGAAAAGCAGAAGGAUAACAAGGAAGGAGAAGGGACCAAUGCGGUCGGUGAAGUUGGGAGCUCUGAAGGGGGCCUCAAGAGGAUAGUGGUCACCCUCACUCGGGCGCUGAAUAAAAAUCAGGGGUAUCUUGCGGAUGCCAAUAAGAAACUUACUUUCGAUGGGGCAAAUAUUACGGAGUUCCUGAUAGACUACGAGAACCUGGCAGCCUUGCUGAAAUGGACCGAGGAAGAAAAGAUGGACCACUUAGGGCAGCAUGUGUCGCUAAGCUUAGGAAGGAACAUUAUGGCUAUUGUCGCCUCUAGUGGAUCCUGGAAAGAGACCCGGAACGAGAUGAUGAGGAAGUACCUGAAGGCAGAGAAAAUGGCAAUAGAAGCCGAAUUGGCGGCAGUCCAAAGGAAGAACUAUGCGACUUACAACGACUUCCUAAGGGCGUUUACUCUAGUGGCACUACGAAUUCCCGGGGUAACGGACCGUAUAAUGAAAGCCGAGCCGGUAGCUGACAUUGUCUGGGACCAACCGAGGGGACGCGCACCACAAGUCAAUUUCAUCCUAGAAGGUAAUGGACAGGACAGGGUGAACAUCACCACCCGGCGAGCAGGCGCGGAAAAGAAACUUAUUCGAGAUACGGCCCAGUGGGGACCAAGGGGCAAGGCAGGGGGACAAAGCACCAGAAAGAGGAAACUGUAUAUGGGUUUUGACUUCAACUUGGUCGUGGGCCGAGGGGGAAGGAAGCAAGGCACCAGGGGACCCUCACCCCUGAGGAAGGGGGAACCAAUAAAACUCCCAUCUGACAGUGACAUCAGUAAGAAGGAGGAUAUGAGCCUAAGGAAGAGGCAGAGGUUGGAUGAGGAGGAGCCCAACGAGGUCAUAGACCUUAGUAGCGGGGAGGAGGACGACGAGGUCACGACGCCAACAAAAGAAGUACGGGCAAGGGAUGAGGACCCAGGCGAGGAGAAGGACAAAUGGAUAAAAGAGUUUGGGCCGUCUUGCAGCGACUGGUUUGAUCAAUGGGCCAGUAUCCUGCGGUAUGAAUGGGCAAUCAAAGGAAAGGAAAAGUUAAGCAGGGGAGAAGAUAUAGCGCCAACAACCUUCUUCACAGAAGAGGCCCUCCUUGAUCUGCAAAGAACGAACAGGAGGAUGCAGCAGGAAAUCGACGAUCGUGCAAGGGAGGCUCAGCACAGGGCAACUGAGCAACAAGGGGACAAUAGACAUAACAGGGAAUUGCUAGAAAAUGGGGAGGAUGGGUACCUGGGCAGGCAGAACUGUCAUUCUGGCUUUUGCUUUUGAAUUUUUGGGAAUAAACCACUAUGGGACAG